AUGCUGGGGGACCGACAGUACGAGCAAUGGUUCCUUUUGAACCUCCGAUGCAAUCAAGCAACGUUUGUUGAAAUUGUGGCUUGGUUCCGUUCCGUCCAGGCUCCCACGACACCACGCAAGUCCGUGCACUCCAUGGAGAAGAAGGCCGGUGGUGUGUUUGGCAUGUCCAAGUCGCGGUGCAUUUGUGUUGUACAUCACAUGGUUGACAUCUUGACUAACCGUGCAAGCACAUGGAUCAAUUUACCGAGCACAUUGGAUGCAUGGGCCCAGGUGGAGUUGGGUUUUUUCAAGAAGCAGCAAAUUCCUGGGAUCGUUGGCGCAGUCGACGGCACUCUCAUCGAUAUUCAACGCCCUGCCGACUACGAUGGAUUCUAUAAUCGGAACGGUGACCCGUCGCUAAACGUCCAAGCUGUCGUGGAUGCGGACCUGCGAUUUAUAUCCGUGGAUAUUUGA
Aphanomyces astaci is the source of this 453-nucleotide messenger RNA. RefSeq lists its product as hypothetical. The record is from RefSeq and is a predicted model, not a curated record. NCBI's taxonomy places the organism in Eukaryota, Oomycota, Saprolegniomycetes, Saprolegniales, Verrucalvaceae. The transcript has 2 exons. The coding region runs from base 1 to 453 and encodes 150 amino acids.